AUGGAGGGUCAUGGUUAUGACCGGUUUGGAGACGGGGAGAGGGACAAUUACCAGAUUGAUUACCGGAGGAUUGUAGGGGACAUGGAACCAGCAAGGCCACGCAUCUCAAACAGAGAUGGGGAACCACCUCAUCCCUAUGGGGCACAUGCCCACCCAACGCCACAUGGACAUGGGCAUGAGACUGCAGCACAGCGAUACAGCGCUACACGAAUCCAAGCUGGAUAUGAACCAGAAAGCAUGGCCGACUACUUGAUCAGUGGAGGCACAGGUUAUGUUCCUGAAGAUGGGUUAACGGCACAACAACUCUUUGCUAUUGGCGACGGACUUACAUAUAAUGACUUUUUGAUCCUCCCUGGUUUCAUAGAUUUUACCUCUGAUGAGGUGGACCUAACCUCUGCAUUGACAAGGAAGAUAACCCUGAAGACACCUCUCAUUUCAUCUCCCAUGGAUACAGUCACAGAGUCAUCCAUGGCCAUCGCUAUGGCACUGAUGGGCGGGAUUGGAAUAAUUCAUCAUAACUGUACUGCUGAGUUCCAGGCCAAUGAGGUGCGCAAAGUCAAGAAAUUUGAGCAGGGCUUUAUUACAGACCCCGUGGUAAUGAGUCCCCGACACACAGUGGGGGAUGUGUUUGAGGCCAAGAUACGCCAUGGUUUCUCUGGGAUCCCUGUCACAGAAACCGGCAAGAUGGGUAGCAAGCUGGUCGGCAUUGUCACCUCCAGAGACAUAGACUUUCUGUCUGAGAAGGACCACGAUAGACCCCUGGAAGAGGCAAUGACAAAAAGGGAAGAUUUAGUUGUUGCACCAGCUGGAGUCACACUAAAAGAAGCUAAUGAUAUACUGCAACGAAGCAAAAAAGGCAAGCUCCCUAUAGUGAACGACAGUGAUGAGCUGGUUGCCAUCAUUGCUAGGACUGACUUGAAGAAGAACAGAGAUUAUCCCCUGGCUUCCAAGGACUCCCGCAAGCAGCUGCUCUGUGGAGCUGCCAUUGGUACCAGGGAGGAUGACAAAUACAGACUGGACCUCCUUAUGCAGGCUGGGGUGGAUGUGGUGGUCCUGGACUCGUCCCAAGGAAACUCAGUGUAUCAAAUCAACAUGAUAAACUACAUUAAACAGAAAUAUCCUGAACUUCAGGUGGUUGGAGGAAAUGUGGUGACAGCUGCACAGGCCAAGAACCUCAUAGAUGCGGGUGUGGAUGCCCUGAGGGUGGGCAUGGGGUGUGGCUCUAUCUGUAUCACCCAGGAAGUGAUGGCAUGUGGACGGCCCCAAGGAACAUCAGUGUACAAGGUGGCAGAGUAUGCCAGACGUUUUGGAGUACCAGUAAUCGCUGAUGGAGGCAUUCAGACUGUUGGACAUGUGGUGAAGGCGCUGGCCCUGGGAGCAUCUACAGUGAUGAUGGGGUCAUUGCUGGCUGCAACCACCGAAGCUCCAGGAGAAUAUUUCUUUUCAGAUGGUGUGCGCCUGAAGAAGUACAGAGGAAUGGGCUCCCUGGAUGCCAUGGAGAAAAAUAAUAGUCAGAAACGUUACUUCAGUGAGGGAGAUAAGGUGAAGGUGGCUCAAGGCGUCUCAGGCUCAGUACAAGAUAAAGGCUCCAUCCAUAAGUUUGUUCCUUACCUCAUUGCUGGUAUCCAACACGGCUGUCAGGACAUAGGAGCAAAGAGUUUGUCCAUUUUACGGUCGAUGAUGUACUCUGGGGAGCUGAAGUUCGAGAAGAGAACCAUGUCUGCUCAAAUGGAGGGAGGCGUUCACGGCCUCCACUCUUAUGAGAAGCGGCUUUACUGAGGCGGGAGGAAGAGGAAACACACGAUCAGGACCUAACGUCCCGACUCCGGCAGCUGUGAGCAGAUGCACCGGGCGCAUGUGAUCAAACCACACAAAUGCAGAGCUGUC
Toxotes jaculatrix (banded archerfish) is the source of this 1887-nucleotide messenger RNA. RefSeq names its product IMP (inosine 5'-monophosphate) dehydrogenase 1a (gene impdh1a). Gene Ontology annotation, molecular function: IMP dehydrogenase activity. The record is from RefSeq and is a predicted model, not a curated record. Gene Ontology annotation, biological process: GTP biosynthetic process. Bases 1 to 1779 code for a protein of 592 amino acids. NCBI's taxonomy places the organism in Eukaryota, Metazoa, Chordata, Actinopteri, Toxotidae. Gene Ontology annotation, cellular component: cytoplasm. The transcript is spliced from 15 exons.